Molecule: messenger RNA, 3908 nt
Organism: Erythranthe guttata (spotted monkey flower)
Lineage: Eukaryota; Viridiplantae; Streptophyta; Magnoliopsida; Lamiales; Phrymaceae
Biological process (GO): protein phosphorylation
Molecular function (GO): protein binding; ATP binding; protein kinase activity
Source: RefSeq, a predicted model, not a curated record
CACUAAACUAACAUAUCCUCGUUUCAUCAAGUUGAUGAAGUUUCACACGCACACCCAUAUUACUUUUAUAUAUAUACACACACAUCACACACUAAACACAUCCAUAAACACACACACACACACACAAAUAGGACCACAAAAUGGAGAAGAUUCCUUACUACUUUUUCUUCUUUGCUUUUGCACUCACAUUUUUUAUCAACACUUCAUCAAUUUGCUCAGCCACACUAACACCUUUAAACUCUACCACAGAUCAAGAAGCACUAGUUGCCUUCAAAAACUCCAUCACUUUAAACCCUAGUGGCAUUUUAGCAAAUAAUUGGUCCACAACAAUCAAUUCAACUUCAUCCAUCAACAUUUGUUCUUGGAUUGGCAUAUCUUGCACCACCAAACACCAAAGAGUCACAACCCUAAACAUCUCCGGUUUUCGAAUCUCCGGAAAGCUCCCUCCGCAACUCGUCAACUUAACUUUCCUCAGAGUUUUCGACGUAAGUUCGAACGGUUUCACGGGAGAAAUCCCCUCGUGGAUAGGAAGUCUACCCCGGCUCGAGAUACUCGAUUUGAACAACAACUCUUUCGGUGGAACCGUGCCGAAGUCUUUGUUCGAUUCGUCGAGGCUCAAAAGCUUGGAUUUGAGUUACAACCUUCUUAGUGGGACCAUACCAAAGGAGAUUGGCAAUAGUAAUUCUUCUUCAUUGGAAGAGUUGAGUUUGAUGUUUAACCAUUUUCAUGGCAGAAUUCCUAGUGGGAUUGGAAAUUUGAAAAUGCUUAAGAUGCUAUUGCUUGGAGUCAACGAUUUCGAAGGAGGGGUUCCGGUGGAAAUCGGAAAUCUUUCGCGGUUAGAGGUAUUAAGCAUUCACGGAGCCUCUCUAACCGGAAACAUUCCAUCUUCGAUAUUCAAUAUUUCUUCAUUGGUAUAUUUGGACCUCUCCAACAACAGUCUUUCCGGAAGCUUCCCAAAUAUCGAGACUUUUCGCGGUGUAUCGAACAUUCGAAGGUUGUUUCUUCAUGGGAAUCUUCUUAGCGGGCCCAUUGACUCUACCUUAUUCGAAUCGAAAAACCUCGUUAGUUUGGUGUUGACUAGUAACAGAUUCACAGGGAAUAUUCCCAAGCAAAUUGGGAACAUCACUUCCUUGAAAUAUUUGUACCUUGAUAAUAACUACUUCACAGGUGAAUUUCCGAAGGAGCUUGCUAAUCUGGGAUCGCUCGAGUUCUUGACCGUGCGCAACAAUUCCUUAUCCGGUUCGAUCCCGUCAUCCAUUUUCAACAUAUCAACCCUAAGGAUCUUAGAUCUUUCGACCAAUCAAUUCUCCGGAAAUCUCCCUUCCGAUAUAGCAAAUUUCCCGGGUUUCAACAUCCAACAACUCUUUUUGUACUACAAUGCUCUAGGUGGCGAAAUCCCAACUUCCAUAUCGAAUGCUUCUACACUCACUAUCUUGGACAUGAAUAGCAACUCGUUCACCGGAUUCGUACCAAACUUCGGUAAUCUAAGAAACUUGAAUUUCCUCGAUUUUUGGGGUAAUAACUUGACAUCGAAUGAUCAAGAAAUGAGCUUCAUCACUUCAUUAACCAAUUGCCAAUACUUGCAAGUGUUGGACAUCUCGUUCAAUCCUCUAAACGGGUUUUUCCCGUCUUCUAUCGGGAAUCUAUCGACUUCUCUUCGUAUAUUCAGGGCGUUCAAUAGCAGCAUUCACGGUGUCAUCCCUCCGGGAAUCGGGAACUUGAGCAGCUUGCAAUACGCGCAUUUAUCGGAAAAUAAGUUCAUAGGCUCCAUCCCACAAACAAUCGGGAAUUUGAAGCAGCUCCAAAGAUUGUAUCUUGAUGAAAAUCGACUCCAAGGGUAUAUUAGUACUGAUAUUUGCGAGACGAGUAAAUUGGGAGAUUUGAAUUUGAGAGGCAAUUCGUUGAUCGGUCCAAUACCCGAAUGUCUCGGCGAACUCAAGUCCUUAAGGUAUUUAUAUUUGGCCUCAAACAACCUUAAUUCCACUAUACCUACAAACUUGUGGAAUCUAGUAGAUAUUUUGGCUUUAGAUUUGUCUUCAAACAAUUUGAGUGGUCAAAUUCCAUCUCAAAUUGGGAGAUUUAAAUCCAUAAACCAAUUAGACUUGUCUUCUAAUCGGUUUUCGGGUGAUAUUCCAAUCUCAAUCGAUGGUUGUCAGUCGUUGGAAACCUUAUCUUUAUCGAACAACAUGUUUGAAGGAUCCAUUCCUCAAUCAUUUGGAAACAUUAAAAGCUUGAUGAGAUUGGAUUUGUCGAACAAUUCUCUAUCGGGAUCGAUCCCAAACUCAUUAGAAUCGCUCCCAUUUCUUCGGUAUUUCAAUGUGUCUUACAACAGACUAGAAGGAGAGAUUCCUACUAAGGGCACUUUCGUCAACUUCACCGCUAAUUCAUUCAUCGAGAACUACGCUCUUUGUGGUAACGAAACAAGAUUUGAGGUUCCUCCUUGCGUCAAGAAUCACGGAAGAUUGAAAUCGAAUUAUGCAGUUAAGUUGAUGAAGUAUAUCUUGCCUCCCUUUGUUUCGAUUAUCCUUCUAGCGACCGUCGUUCUUACAAUCGUAUAUACGCGAAGAAAACCGAAGAAAACACCAUCUCCACCUAUACUUGCACUUGAUUUUGCAUGGAGAGUAAUUUCAUACAGAGAACUUGUAAAGGGAACCGAUUCUUUCAACGAAAAUAACAUUCUCGGAAAAGGGAGCUUCGGUACGGUAUUCAAAGGGACUCUUCACGACGGUUUAAACAUUGCCGUAAAAGUCUUCAAUUCCCAAUCGGAAAGAGCCGUAAAGAGCUUCGACACCGAAAGCGAAAUACUAAGCAGCAUUCGUCAUAGGAACUUGGUUCGAAUAAUCGGUUGUUGUAGUAACACGGAGUUCAAGGCCUUGAUUCUCGAGUACAUGCCUAACGGGAGCCUUGAGAAAUGGUUGUAUUAUUCGAAGAAUCGGGGCUUGGAUUUGAUGCAAAGGCUGAAAAUAGCUAUUGAUGUUGCAUUGGCUUUGGAGUAUCUUCAUCAUUAUCAUACGUUUCCCGUUGUACACUGCGAUAUUAAGCCGAGCAACGUGUUGAUCGACGAAGAUAUGGUUGCUCGUGUUGGUGAUUUCGGUAUUUCGAAGCUAUUCGACCAUGGGGAGGUUGCGGUCCAAACCAAAACCAUUGCAACAAUCGGUUAUGCAGCACCAGAGUACGGAACGGAAGGAAAAGUCUCGACAAAAGGGGAUGUAUACAGCUACGGCGUGACAUUGAUGGAGAUGUUUACGGGGAAGAGGCCGACGAACGAGAUGUUCGGCGGAGAAAUGGGGUUGAAGGAGUGGGUGAGUGAAGCAUUACAAGAGAAUAAAGUAAGUGAAAUUGUGGCAAAUGGUUUGCUUGAGAGAGAAGAUGAGAAUUACUAUGCAAAAGAGGAAUGCAUUUCAUGUGUUUUUCACUUGGCAAUGAAAUGCUUAGCCUUUUCACCCCAUGAGAGAAUUGACAUGGUCGAAAUCGUGGCGGCUCUUCACAAGAUCAAAGCCAAAGUUCAUAAUCUAUAAGAACAUAAUAGUACUCGAAGAAAAAAAAAACGAGACGAGAGACUUUAUGAAAUAAAAUUGUGUACGAGUGUAUUGGUGGAGCCAGCAUAGGGCCAAGGGUGCUACGAUACCUCUAACAUUUCUCAAAUCCCUAUUAAUUUAUAUAAAAAUUUAAAAAAAUUGUGUACAAUAUGAUUAGCGGGCUAGCGCCCCCCUCUUAGAUUUUUUCUAAUGCAUUCUGCCCCCAAACUUAAAAUUCUGGUUUUGCCACUGUAUGAGAGGGACUUAGUUAAUACUCUAUUUGUUCCAUAAUAACGGUUACUUUGGAUGAAUAUUUAUGUUACAUAUUAUCUGUCACUUUAGAGUUUUGGAUACACAGUAUUGGAAAUAAGACAUCUGGAAAAUUUUCAA